Molecule: messenger RNA, 4440 nt
Organism: Caenorhabditis sp. 36 PRJEB53466
Lineage: Eukaryota; Metazoa; Nematoda; Chromadorea; Rhabditida; Rhabditidae
Source: the annotation of a GenBank genome assembly
AUGAACGAAGCAAAAACGUUUGUCAAGUUGCUCUACGUCGUCACAUUUUUCUUUGUAGUUUUCCUUAUUGUCAAGGAUCAGGUAGGAGUCGGAUGAUCUCGACGUUUCGCACGAAUCUACUUUCGACUUUGCAGGGUUCGCUCAAAGAAGGUUCACACGCUAAACUAUCCAGUAACGCAAAGAAUUUGGAAUUCUUCAAAUCAUGGAAUGAUUGUGCCAGAAAAAUAUUUAAUGAUGGCACGGACACUCCUAAAACGGUACUACUAAAUGUCCAUAAAUAUUCACGAAAAGGCUUUCAGUUUUGGAACGAGUUCGCUAAACGGUCCCACAAAUGUGAUGAAGAGGCGAAAAUCUCACAAGAGCUGAAGAUUGCCGCGCUGAGAAACAAGGAUGAGACCAAAUAUGCCCUUUUUCCGGUCACUGUAAGUUGCUGAACGAUUGUUUCAAAAUUAUAUUUUGGUUGUAGCGAGGUAAAAACUUUAUUUUUGUAACACUUGGAAUAGGAUUGGAUAUCGCAGCCGAACAGGAAUUCCAGCAGAAUCUAAAUAAAACCGAAAACACAGUCACGUUUUAUGGAGCCGAUCCGAUUGUGACGGGAAAUUCCGAGUUGUACUCCAAAAUCGGAACAUACUUUCCGUUUGCCGUGGGCGGAAAAGCCGGUUUCUCGGUCGCUAGUGUCUAUAUCGAUGGUCAGACUUCGCCCUUCAACUCAAUAAAGACGGAACAAAGUAUUUCAGAAAUAUACAAAAACUUGUCAGUUGCUCACAUAGACAUUUAUUAUUUUCUCAAAAAAGUGCUUCCAUACAAGAUGUACGAUUACUUAUGGAUGGAUGCCGAGUACGCCGAGUACGAUAUGUUCGAUAUAUUCUACAGAGGCGAACGAUUGGAUCAGGAAGGGAUCGCUUUCUGUCAAAUGAGUUUGGAGGUGAGGCGAACGUUUCAUGUGACCUUUUGCUGCCACGCCAUAAGAAAAACUACUAAAUCAGAUCCGUAAUGAGAUUUAAUGAGAAAGUGAUACAUUUAAGCGGUAAAUUUCGUUUUUUCAGGUUCAUAAUGCCAACGAGAAGCAGCAGGAAGCGUUCAUAAUCUACGUGAGACGACUGCUCGAAGAGAAGCGCUUCGGAUUCUUCUUAUCUGAAUUCGUUGGUCAUCAACGAAUGUGGCUGUUCAAUUUUGAGAACGAUUAUUGCGUAAAUACAUUUUUGAGUUAGUAUUCUCUAAUUAAAUUCCAUAAUUUAUGUGUAAUAAUUCCUUUCUUGUUUGCUCUGUUAAUUUCCAUAUUUUCCAUUUUCCAUGUGUUUUGAUUCCUUCCAAUUGAACCAGUUUUGGAUUCAUCCAAUUCGACGGAACAGAGUUCAGAAGCAUCGGUGUCCAGUCUUCGUGCCAGUAUCUGUUCGAAUCCACUCUAUCUCAUCUUUUGUUAUCCGUGUUCCGAUCCCAAAAGAUCGUCCAUUUCUCGGCGUAGCAUUAUGUGCCGAAAAGCCUGCCUUUUCCUUCCUUCUACCUGGAUAUCUCAGUACGAAAUCGUCGCAAAAACGGGAAAGUGCAUUUGGGUAUCUGAUUUCGACGGACGGACGGGGGAAGACGGAACAAAUGACGAUGAAAGGCAUUAUUAUUGUCAGUCCGAAGAAGCAUGUCGCUCCGUGCCAGACCCAUCAACCUUGUCCUCAUCCUCGUACUCAUAUUUCUAAUUAUUGUCCUGCUCUACAAUCAGGUACACUUUACCCCCGCUCUCGGCUCCCGAAGUUGUACCUGAACAUUUUUCAGCAACCAGCCAAACCGACAGAGCCGACAGAAAUCAGGCCGAAUGUGGUUGUAUUCAACAAAUGGAGUUCGUGUAUGAAAGAAAAAGUGUCCAACGAGACGGACCACAACAUUUUCUGGGCUAAAUUCCAGUUGUGGACGGAUGAUUGCGAUAAAUGGGCGGAUAUUGAUAAGCUCGGAUUGGUGGCUCUUCAGAACAGCGAUGAAGUCAAAUACGGUCUGUUGCCAGUUGAGGUGAGUUACAGUAACUCAACCUGACAGUUUCCGUGACCUUUUUCACGUGACCUACUGCCUCACGGAAAUGUCAUGUGAGAUAAAAUGUUUAUGUUUAUCACGUGACUAUAAUUUUUGAUUGCAGGGCGACUUUGGCUCAGCCAACACUCUCGUUACUCUUGGAAUCGGAAAAGACAUCGACGCAGAGGUUCUCUACAAAACAGUUCGUUUUCUUUUUCGCUUUCAAACUACCGUAACCUCUUCGCCAUCUUGAUAUCCUUUUCUUUCCCGCGUCGUCCGCGAAACCAUGCCUCUCUUUCAUCUGUGAUUUUUCGAAAAAGAUCAAACCGGAGAUAAUCUUCCAAAAUUGCAGAAAAUGAAUGAGAUCGGCAGAAACCUGACGUUCUACGGAGCCGACCCGAUCACCGAUGUGAACGCGGAUUUGUACGCCAACAUCGGAAAAUACUUUCCGUUCGCCGUCGGAGGAGAUGCCGGAUUCUCGAGGGCCAGUGUGCUUAUCAACGGAAGUUAUGUGAAUCGAGAUGUCGUCCACGUGGAUCUCGUCUAUUUUUUGAAUCGAAUUCUGAAGAUUAAGGUAAACAUCAGAAAACAGAACGUUUGACUCUCAAAGUAAUAGUUGCAGACGUACGAUAACAUUUGGCUGGACGCCGAAGGUGCCGAGUACGGACUCUUUGAUAUCUUCUUCAAAAGCGGACGACUCGACGAGAAGGGCAUUCGAUUCUGUCAAAUGAGUCUGGAAGUGCAUCAGCCGAACGAGCCAAAGAAGAUGCAGUUCAUGGAAAUGAUCAAAACGAUCAUCAAGGAGGACCGAUACGCAAUGCACAAAAACCGGAAUGUCGGGCACAUGAGGAUGUUCUUGUUCAACUUCGAGGAUGCGUAUUGUGUCAGAAAAUUCUUGCCCAAAUCCCUGUAUGAGUAGAUUUCCGUAUUUUAUUGUAUCACUUGUAAUACAGUUUUUAGAAACUUUGUCUGCGUAAUUGGCAUAAGGAACAGAAACCGUAAUUGUCUACACUUUCUCCGCGUUUGAAAAAAGUAUCCGCCUUUUUCGCUUUUUCAAAAAGAUCGAAAAAUCCCGAAAGAAAGGCGGCCCCCACCAAUCCUCCUCCUACCGUACUCUUUUUGUUCUCCCAAAUAGAAUCUAGUUCAAAUUGUUCUACUCAUACUCCGUACAACCUUUACCCUUUUCAAACCGGUCUUUUCCUGUGUUUCGGGCCCGACUGGCUCUCCAUCUUUUCUUCCAACUCUUCCUGGAUUUCUUUCUGAAUGAUCACAUUAUAUCGGGUGUUCCAGUGAAAUGCAGGUCUGGAGAAGGAGACAAUGCAUGCGAUCGGUAUCGGCGACGAAGGGAUUCGGCGCGUAAAAGUGAGGAAAGAGGCACAAGUGCGUCGCAUUGGAGAACGAUCUAUUUCGUGUCUUCGAGAAUGGUUCGAUGGACACAUGCUAUUCCUAUCGCUGUUUUUCUAUUCCUCCUUUAUUCCCUUCGUUAUUACAGACAAGUACGUUUUAACGAGCUCAUUUGGUUCAACACAUUGAAACACAUUCUAAUUUCAGAAUGACGGCUUGACAGAAACGCAAAAGAAGCAGAAGAUAUUCGAAGGAUGGAGUGAUUGUGCCCAGAAGCAGUUGGACACCUACAAUAACGCCGAAGAGUUCUGGCUCAACUUCGCGCCGCUCACUGGAAAUUGCGACUACAACGAGAACAUCGAAAAGCUGGGUUUGGUUGCGUUGAACAACAACGACGAAGUCAAAUAUGCGAUCCUUCCGUCGGAUCGCCUCAAAAACACAACGAACACAUUUGUGACUCUGGGCAUUGGGAAGGACAUCAGUGCUGAGAAAUUGUUCAGAGAUGUAAGCGAUAUUUUCAGCUUUCCUCAGCUUCAAACUCAUCUUGCAGGAACUCGAAAAGCGUGGGCAUACUGCGAAGUUUUACGGAGCUGAUCCGAUCUCUGAGGGAAACGCGGAUUUGUAUUCUCAAAUUGGAAAAUAUUUUCCGUUCGCUGUGAGCGCCAAGGCCGGAAUUUCUAAAGCGAGUGUCUUUAUAAAUGGUGGGUGAUGUCAUUCCCUACAGUAUCCGGACUGAAAAUUCUUCCAGGAUCCUAUGUCCGCCGUGACGUCACCCACGUGGAGCUUCUCUACUUCCUUAAUGACAUUCUCGAACUGAAAGAGAUCGAUCACCUGUGGCUGGACGCCGAGGGCGCCGAAUACGGCAUCUUCGACUUCUUCUACAACGACGGGCCUUUCGAGAAGAACGGAAUCUCUUUCUGUCAAAUGAAUCUGGAAGUUCACAUCGGCAGUGCCGAGAGGAAGGCCGCAUUUAUGAAGUUUGCGAAGAGAUUGGCGGUCGAGAAGAGGUACGCAAUGCUGAGAAGUACGUACGUUUCGCACAUUCGAUUGUUCCUUUUCAAUUUCGGAAAUCCGAAUUGUGUGCUCAAAUAUCUUUAA